AUGAAGAUCCGGCUCUGGGGAAUGACGCAGUACAGGCGGAUCGUCUACCUGGACGCGGACGUGCUGGUGCAGCGGCCCGUCGACGAGCUGUUCGCUCUGCCGGACGAGGUCAGCUUCGCAGCCCCAGUGCACAGCAGCGCUCGCGGGGCGCAGGUCUCGGUCGGCGUGAUGUCGCUCCGGCCCGACAGGGCGGUCUACGCUGCGUUCGUGGCCUACCUGGAGCGCACCGCGCCCGCACUGCAGACGAAGGUGCGCUCGCUGGACCAGCUCCUCCAGCACACCUUCUUGGCGAGCCACUUCCAGUACGCGUGGUGGGACGCCGCCACGGGGGCCUUCGCGGGCUGCGACCCAGAGGCCCCCGCCGCGCUUUUCCGCAGCGAGGACCUGCGCGUGGGCGCUGGGGAGGGGGCAGCGCCCGCGCCGCUGGGCACGGUGUGCGUGCUCCCGCCGCGCUUCGACUUCUGCGUGACCUACCCCGGCUUGGUCGACGCGGAGGGCAGCGAGGAGAGCCAGCACGAGCUGGCCGCCCAGUUCGCGGAGCCCCUCGGCAGCGACGUGGCGGCAGGCAUGGAGUGGCACGACGGACUGGAGGCCAACGUGCUGCACUGGACUGGGCCGCGCCGGAAGCCCUGGUUGCAUUGGCUGCCGCUGGCGCGAACGCCCUUCGACGACCUCUGGUGGGACGCCCACGAGCAGCUGUGCCGACCUGGUGCCGGCGGCGUGCAGGACGAGGGCGGCGCUGCGGUUGGAGGGGGCCCCGCGGGCUCGCUCAGAGUGCGGCUGGCCCACCUGGCGCUGGCGGCGCUGGUGGCGGCGGCUGCGGGCGGCCUCUGGGGACUGGAGCUAGCCGUGGGCGAGUCGUCCCACGUCGCCCCCGCCGCGGCGGCGGCUCCGCCCGGCCCGACCUGCCCGGCGCCGCUGGAGUGGGGCUGCCCUGAGUGCCCCGAGGUGCCCGCCUGCCCACAGUGCCCGAGCUGCCCGGAGCCUCCGGCGGCCGAGUCGGGCGUGCUGGCGCAGGUGGGCGUGCACCUGUUAGCAGGUGGGUUCUGGCGCGCGGCGGCCUGGGUGCAGGAGCGGGCCAGGCAGACGAUCGGGGUGCAGUCUCGAGGCGACGGAGUUGACCAUGAGCGGCUGUUGCUGCACCCGUGCUCGGCGAACAGGGAUCGCUGGUACAUAAUCGCCCCGACUUUGAUGAGUACGUUGAGCCAUGACGAGAUGGUGGACAUGCUCAAGCGGGGUUACCGCACUGCCGUGGAGCUCGACGCCGAGCACCCGCUGGCUGGCUUCGGCUGGUACGCGAUGGGCCACGGCGGCGAGCUCUCUCCCAGCGACGAUGCGCCGGGCCUGGAGACUGACGAGGCGACCGCGAAGAAGGACAGCGAGCCCGCCGCGGACAUCCGCACCGAUACCCUCCCCGACACGCCCCUGGAGGGGCCCGGCGCGACGCAUUUCCUGGCCGAGCACUUCGACCGUUACGGUGGCGACCCUAGGCAGUGGUUCCUCACGUGGCUGAGGGGGCGCACGAUCGACGGGCCCGAUCGGACGUACCACGACAUGACAGUCAGCCUCGCCCUCCAGUCUCUCGCGACCCGACGGGCCAAGGAUCGGGCCGACGUCAUCGCGGCAUUCGGCCAGGGCGGCGGCGGCCGCGGUCCUCGCGGCAGUCCCACUACGGCCGCGGACGGCGCCAAGGCGGGCGACUUUGCCAGCGGCAGCGGGGGCUCAGGCCCCGUGCGCGGCUGGUCCCUGUGCGAGCUGGAGACCGGCUUCGCGAACCUCGCGGCCUUCGACACUGGCUUCGCGCCCCUGCCGGGCUACGCCUCCGGCGCCGGGGAGGCCUUCGCGAACGUUGGGAUCGGCGACGGCGGCCUCGAGGGCCUACAGGGCCUGGAGCUCUACCUGGGCAUGGCGGACGUGGAGGACUGCUUCCACCGCCUCGAGGCCCCUGCGUGGCUCGGGCCCUUCUUCGCCUGCCCGGAGGUGCCCGCGCGGGCGCCGGGGCUGGCCGAGAUGGAAGGAGUCCAGCCUAGUCCCGCCGGCGCGCGCGGGCGGGAGCUGCACGGGGGCGAGGCGUUGCGCGAGGUCUCUUCGGUUGGCCGCGCUUUUGAGGGGAGCCGGUUUCAGCUCACGGGCCACAGCGCCCGCGAGCUGGCCCUGAGCGCGGCCGGCCUGGCCAGGGGCCCUCGGUCCGACGUCUGGGAAUAUCCGAGUGGCGAAGCCGACGAGUUCGUUGCGGUGCGCGAUUUUACCGAGGUUCCUGCGGGGCUCCUUAACGAAAGCCUCUGGAUCCCUCGCGUGCGGGGCGCCUGGGAGUUAUCUGAAAGCAUCCUGAUCCUCGAGGCUGCGCUGGAGCGGAGCACGAGGGCGCUGGCCCGGACGGGCGCCGCAGGAGCGCGGGCGGGGCCGCGGCCAGCGCCGCGGGACACGGCCGCAGUCAGCUCGAGCGGAAGCUCCUCGUCCGAGCCCAAGCCCAGCGCCGUCGGCGGAAGGGCCCGCGUGCUGGCGCGGAGGUCCCGGCAGCGGUUGGCGAAGCACUGGGGCAUCGAGAGGGGUGGCCUCCGUCUGCUGGAGGCGAGGCGCUUCCGGGACUUCGAGGCCGUCGCCAAGGAGCUCGACCCAGCGGUCGCGGGCGACGACCUGGACGGCUGGCUCGCGAAGUUCUUCAACGACAGCUGCCUCCAGAGGCGGCAGCCGGGCCUGCGGGGGGAAGCGUGGGGGGCGAUGGCCGCCGACAUCUGCCCGCGGGGGCGCGGGCCGACGGCCGCGGCGAUCCUGCCGGGCGCGGGGGCCUACCUCAGACCGCGCGAGCUGACGGGGGCGCGGCCAGUCUGGGCGUUCGCGCGCCCCGAGCUGGUGGGGCAGUUCAAGGAGACCUGCGGCCAGCUCAACAUCCCCGCGGUGCCGUGCAUGAUGAGACGCAGCGGGCCCGGCAUCGACAGGGCCCAGCAGUUUCGGCCACUAGGCGAGGCGCGAAAGAGAGGGCGCCGGGCGCGCCACAAGUCGGUGGUCAGGUACGAGCAGGCGGCGAGGCUCAGCGAGGCGCGGCACGACCUGCCGCUGGCGACCCAGAACCGGUGCGAGGUGCUCGACGCACGCCUCGCGGAGCUGCAGCUGCGGGGCGCGGGCCGUGCAGCUGGCGGCGCGGGGUCCGGGAAGGCCCCGCAGGCGACCUCGCCCACCAGCCCGUGUUUCGUUGCAUCCGCCAGGAUGUCAGUGCAGGUGGCCGAGUGCCGCGUGCUGGCCUUGGAGGCGGACAGCACGAGGCCCGCGUCGAUCAAGAUGGCCACGACCAGCGCCGCAGGCGAGAUCGUCCGAGAGAAGGUGCACGACAUCAACGGCACGAAGAUUCGUGUCGGCAGGAAUCUCGAGCACGUCCCGGUGCCCAAGGGCGCGGGCAAGAAGCAGGGGGCGCCUGUCAGCACCCAGGAACCAGAGGUAGAGCCUGGAAAGUAUGUCCUCAUGGAACUGGCCGGGGACGUCGUGGAGCAGGACAUCUGGGACUAUUUCGGCGUGCUGGGCACCAUUAAAGAGGUCACCGUUCAGCAGAACGAGCUCACAGCCACGGUGGCCUUCACCGAGUCCGACGACGAUAUCAAGAAGUUCAUGCUGGAGCAGACGCACGAGAUCAAGGGGAAGGCGGCGACGGUCCAGGAGUUCCGGAAGCGGAAGGGCAAGGGGGAGUUCGAAAAGGGCAGCAAGGCGCUCAAGGGCGGCUGGGGCUUUGGCGGCAAGGACGGCGGCCAGUCGGUCGGCGACGGCGGGUGGGGCAAAGGCGGCUGGGGCAAGGACGGCUUCGGCGGCGGCCCGGCCUCUGGCGGCAAGGAGGCAUGGGCCGACCCCGUCCUCGCCGUGGCGAAGGGCGGCUGCGCCGGACAGACGCUCGCCUGGUCCUCCGACGGCUGCGGCAAGAUGGGCGGCAUGGUGCCCGGCGGCGGCAAACGUGGAUUCGGCGAUGGCGCUGCGGGCGCGGAGCCCGCGGCCAAGUUCCAGAAAGGGGAGUACGGGAAGAAGGGGAAGAGCUUCGAGGCCGCCAUGGGCUUCGGCUUCGAGUCCGCCGCCAAGGGCGGCGGCGGCGACGGCGGGACAUCCAAGGGCGCCUACGGCUCGUUCGCCGCGCCAG
Prorocentrum cordatum is the source of this 4120-nucleotide messenger RNA. The record is from the annotation of a GenBank genome assembly. Lineage: Eukaryota; Dinophyceae; Prorocentrales; Prorocentraceae.